Messenger RNA from Penaeus vannamei (Pacific white shrimp), 2053 nucleotides. Lineage: Eukaryota; Metazoa; Arthropoda; Malacostraca; Decapoda; Penaeidae. The record is from RefSeq and is a predicted model, not a curated record.
AUCAUCGGAUUGCUGAAUGCCUUCACGCCACAGAAGUCGCUGGAGGAGUUCCAGGACGUCUACCUGGUGAUGGAGCUGAUGGAUGCCAACCUGUGCCAGGUGAUACAAAUGGACCUGGACCACGAGCGCAUGUCCUACCUCCUCUACCAGAUGCUGUGUGGGAUAAAGCACUUACACUCAGCCGGCAUUAUCCAUAGGGACCUGAAGCCUAGUAAUAUCGUGGUAAAAUCAGACUGUACACUCAAGAUCCUAGACUUUGGUUUAGCACGGACAGCCGGUACCACAUUUAUGAUGACUCCCUAUGUUGUAACUAGAUACUACAGAGCACCAGAGGUAAUUUUAGGUAUGGGCUACACAGAGAACGUGGACAUCUGGUCAGUCGGCUGCAUAAUGGGAGAGAUGAUUCGAGGAGGCGUCCUGUUCCCAGGGACGGAUCACAUUGACCAGUGGAAUAAGAUUAUUGAGCAACUGGGCACUCCCUCGCAAGAGUUCAUGUCGAGGUUACAGCCAACUGUUCGCAACUAUGUGGAAAACCGUCCCCGCUACCCUGGCUAUUCCUUCGACCGCUUGUUCCCCGACGUGCUGUUCCCUGCUGAGUCCACGGACCAUAACAGACUCAAAGCAAGUCAAGCACGAGAUCUGCUAUCAAGGAUGCUUGUAAUAGACCCCGAGCGAAGGAUAAGUGUAGACGACGCGUUAAUGCAUCCCUAUAUUAAUGUGUGGUAUGAUGAAGAAGUCAAUGCUCCUGCCCCAGGCCCCUACGACCACAGUGUGGAUGACCGUGAGCACACUGUGGACCAGUGGAAGGAGCUCAUCUACAAGGAGGUGAUGGAGUAUGAAAUGGUCCACAACUCCCCAGGUGGGGCAGGGGCUGGGGCUAGGGUCCCGCACCCACCCAUGGUCACGCCCCGCCGGCGGCCACCAAUGCAGCUGCUGAUGGGGAUCAGGACCAGCAUCGCCCAAACCACAGAUAGGGCUGCCCUCAACCUUCUUAGCAGUCCCUCCGCCCCAAGCCUGCCUCCCAGCCACCUCCUUGGUUUGCGCACGGCUCACGUGUAGAGUCCCUCGGCCAGGAUGCUGAAGUCCACACACACGGGAGUAGACUCUCGAGGCCGCGUCUGAUUCCUCUGUCUGCCGCGUCAUCGGGAAGGCCACCGUCAAUCUCCGCAAGAGCCGGGUGUGCGGACCAGUAUUCCUCAGUGGUUGCUGUUUUGACGCUCGUCAAUUUUUACAGCUGUGUGUGCGUGUGUGCAUCAUCUUUCUGGAGUAACUGUCACAGGUUCCCUGUUGUGACUGGUGAUAAGACUGGGUACUGCAGGUUCUUACUUCAAGGUUCUGCACAGAGCUGGAAUUGCUGUGCAGUCAUUUGACAUUUAUGAUAACCCUCUUGUGCUUCUUGGCUGAGGCACUUGAUUCUGUGUAGUCCACACCAUCUUCUGUGUCCAUUUUGUGUUGUGUCUGAGUGAGUGUGAGAAUGCAUGCAUCAGGUGUUUUGAAAACGCCAUUCAAACCAUGAUGAUAUAGAAAAUAUAUGCAAUUUAGAUACUGUAAGCUGUAGAUACUUUCCUGCUUUAUGUCUCACCAACAUCAGAGAGAACCUGUGUAUUUAAAUGUUACUAUACUCUGUGACUACGAUUAGUUUGCAAUAUGCAAUAUAACGAGUCCCCUGUACCGUGUGAAUUGCUGCAAGCGGUCACCUGUCUUGCUCUGCUUAUGCCAGUAUUUUCCCUGACUUUACUGCUUGUUGAGUGUUCAGUAAGGAAAUGGAGUUUUUGGAAAAUGACAGGGCAAAGUGGUGCCAGAGCUUUCCACUAGAAAGCUUUGCUUGAGGCUGCAAAGGGAAAAUAAUGCAAAGCAUAUCAAAUGUUGAUAAUGUGAUGAUGGACGCUUCUUUACAACAGGGAUUGUGAAACCUCGUUUAAUUGUAUGUGAAAAGUUGUGUGAGGAGAUCUGUGUGUUGGGCAUGCGUUUCAAAAAAAUAAAAAUGAUAAAAAAAAUAUAAAAAAAUACAUAAAUAAAAAAUGAUAAAAAAAAAUAAAAGACAGAAUAAGAA